CCUUGGGCGUUAAAUAUCCUGCAGCGAUGUUCCGGCUCAUGUAGCCAUAAUGGAAGCCUGCGGCAGGAGUCCUGCGUUUUUGAGCAAAGCCCUCGGGGCCGGUAACCCGUCAGCGCUGUUACCCACGCACAUCGCACUGCAGUCGGUGUAUCGCAGUGCUCCCUCCGUUUAAAGCAAUGGGCUACUUUUGGUAGAGCCUGGUACCUCCUCGAUGCGAAGAUGCAGCCCCCAGGAAAAAUAGCAGCUGCCACUGUAAUCAGACUGGAAGGCAAACAUAAACCUAUUUAUCAUGCACUAAAUGACUGUGGAGAUCAUGUUGUCAUAAUAAAUACAAGACAUAUUGCCUUCUCUGGUAACAAAUGGGAACAGAAAGUGUAUUCUUCACAUUCUGGUUAUCCUGGUGGUUUCAAGCAAGUGACAGCAACUCAGCUCCAUUUAAAGGAUCCAACUGCUAUUGUUAAACUGACUGUUUAUAGAAUGCUUCCAAAAAACCUUCAGAGAAGAACUCUGAUGCAGAGGCUACACCUGUUCCCUGAAGAUGUUAUUCCAGAAGAUAUAGAGAAGAACCUUCUACAGGAGAUUCCUCAGCCACGUGCAGUCCCCAAGAGGUUAGAUGAAUAUACACCAGAAGAAAUUGCUGCCUUUCCGAAGGUUUGGACUCCACCUAAAGAUUUUCGAAGGAAGUAAUAAGAAUGAAAGAAGUGCCGUCAGGAGUGUCUCUCCUCCCUCAAAGAAAAUUCUUCUAAUAUGGAAGCAUCUGUGCAGCUCAGUCAACCCUUCUAUGCUAAAUGUUUCUGACAGGUGUUAGCAAAUUUGACUCGGUAAGGUUAUAGAAAUUCCUAUAUUUGAAACAGCUAAGAUUAGGUAUUAUCUUGUUAAUGCCGUCUGUACUCUGCAUUGUAUGAUCUGGUAUUUUUUAUUGACAUUUGAUUUGAUACUGUUAUUAAAGAAUUAAUACCUUUA
Molecule: messenger RNA, 963 nt
Organism: Onychostruthus taczanowskii (white-rumped snowfinch)
Lineage: Eukaryota; Metazoa; Chordata; Aves; Passeriformes; Passeridae
Gene: MRPL13
Product: mitochondrial ribosomal protein L13
Exons: 7
Coding region: 220-687 (155 amino acids)
Biological process (GO): translation; negative regulation of translation
Cellular component (GO): mitochondrial large ribosomal subunit; ribosome
Molecular function (GO): mRNA binding; structural constituent of ribosome
Source: RefSeq, a predicted model, not a curated record